CGCGUUCAAAUGACCAAAACUCAUUUUCAUAAGACAAAAACACUCGAGUUAAAUAAGCAUCUUUAUUCAGGGUGUAGACUGUUUCGUUAAUUGUUAAUUGCUUCUUUUCUGAGGCAUCUUGGAAUAUAAGUUAAGUAUUUUGAUAAAUUUUGACUUAUUAAUUGUGAUUUAACAUCUUCAAUGGAAGUUCAUUGGAAAAAUCAGUGAUAAUCCUCUUUUUACACUCUGAAUAAAGUAACUCUUUAACUCGAGAGUUGUUGUCUUAGCUGCUUGUAAUUUUGCCACUGAAAGACUUUGUCCAAUUUUCCAAGUCUCGAACGUUAGUGGACUUAAUCUCGAUCUUCUCAAAAUGUUCAUGAAUCUUUUAAUGCCAAGAAGUCCAAAUUAUGACAAUGAACCUGCUGAAUUUCAAAUCGAUGACACAUACUCUGUUCCUGGAGUCGGUACUGUAGUCUCUGGGCUUUGUAUAAAAGGAGUGAUUCGUGUCAAUGACGUUCUUUAUCUUGGCCCUGAUUCCCUUGGUAAAUUUACUCCUAUCGCUAUUAAGUCUAUUCAUCGUAAAAGAAUGCCGGUUAAAGAAGUCAGAAGUGGACAAACAGCAAGCUUUGCACUCAAAAAGAUGAAACGUUCAGAUACUCGUAAAGGAAUGUUUCUCUUAGCACCUAGUCUAAAUCCUCAAGCCUACUGGGAAUUCGAAGGAGAGAUUCUGGUUCUGCGCCAUCCAACCACAAUAAGCCCUCGUUUCCAAGCCAUGGUUCACUGUGGCAGUAUUCGUCAAACAGCGACAAUCAUUCGAAUGACUAGAAAAUGUUUAAGGACUGGAGAUAAAGCUGGUGUAUUAUUUCGUUUCAUCAAAAACCCUGAAUAUUUGAGGGAAGGACAAAAGAUGGUCUUCCGUGAAGGUAGAACAAAAGCGAUUGGAAACAUUGUGAGGCUGAUAUCAGAUGCAGCGCCGAAUAAUGUCAAUAAAACUAAAGCUAAAAAAAUGGUUCGACAAAUGAAAACUAGUCCAGAAGAUGGUCCUAGUGAUGAUAAAAGUGGUAAAAAGAAAGGAAGACACAGGAAUUUUUAUCCAGAAAAUGAAUCAACGGGGUCCAACAAUGUUCAAUAGUUUUAUUAUUUAAAUUCAUCCAACUUGAUGAUGAUAAAUAAUAAUGAUUUAGCAAUCUAUCAGCUUCAAAAAAACAAGAAGAAAUAUGAAAAAAUAGAACUGAAGCCUAUUUUUCAGCUAUUUAUCAAAAUGGUUAUUUUUUCUAUAAAAAAGUCUAUGAAUUAAGUGAGAUGAGGAUUUACUCAUUCAAAUGAACGUUUGCAGCUAUUUAU
Molecule: messenger RNA, 1323 nt
Organism: Tetranychus urticae (two-spotted spider mite)
Lineage: Eukaryota; Metazoa; Arthropoda; Arachnida; Trombidiformes; Tetranychidae
Product: GTP-binding protein 1
Biological process (GO): translational elongation
Molecular function (GO): translation elongation factor activity; GTP binding
Source: RefSeq, a predicted model, not a curated record